Messenger RNA from Acanthoscelides obtectus, 1048 nucleotides. Lineage: Eukaryota; Metazoa; Arthropoda; Insecta; Coleoptera; Chrysomelidae. The record is from the annotation of a GenBank genome assembly.
AUGACAGAGGAAGAGAUAGAGAUCAAAAGGGCUAAGGAUAGAGCAUACUAUCGGAAAAAGAAAGCUGAGAAGAAAGUUAAAAACAUUUCUGAGAUGACUGAAAGAGAAAAGCGAAAGCAAAGAAAAAUUUGGAAAGAAGCGUCAAAGAAAUACAGAGAAAAGAAAAAGACAUUAUCAACUAUACUAAACAAUACUCCGCCACAUUCCGAUGAUGAGUUAGCUGCAACACCUUCAGUAAGAAAAACAGUGGGUAGAAAAAUUGUGCGGAAGGACAGAGCCAAAGCAUAUCGUAAAAUCAAACAACAGGAGAAAACAAUUGCUAAAAUUACACGUAAAUAUGAAACCUUGAAGAAAAAACUAAGAAGAAAAGAAAAUAGAGAACAGGAGAAAUCUCAGCCACCAACAACUCCUAACAGCAAGGUUGACGCAUUGAUAAAAAAUGUUGACGUCCCUCCUGAGGUGCGCAAGAAUCUUUUAUUUAACGAAGUACUGACUACGCAAUUAAAAGAAAAAGCUGGUAGUUUGAAAAAAAACUCUAAAGAGAAUGAAGUCUUCCAAAAAUGUGUCAGCGGUGAUUUGGUAAGGAAAUACAAAUUGCUUCAUAUGGUUAAGACUUUUUUGCCAAAAGAAAGAACCAGUACAUCGAUUUUGAAGUCGGAUACCAAAAUUCGUGAGGUUGUGUUGAAGCACCAUAUUCGUCAAAAAGUUGAAGAUUUCUUCCAGAGUGACGAUAUCAGUAGGAUGUGCCCAGCUAAGAGAGAUUUUGUGAAAAAAACGGCAUUAAGGAACAAAAACGCAUCCUUUUACUUCCUGUUAAAGAACUGAUGUCAAAAUUCGUUAGCGAAACUGGAAUAAACUUGUCUUAUACGACAUUAUUAAGAGCAAAACCAUUUUGGGUGGUAUCUCCAAAAUUAAGAGACAGACAAACUUGUUUGUGUGUCAAACACGAAAAUUAUUAAUUCAAGCUGAAAAAAUUAAAAAGCUUACACCAAAUUGCUCAAGGGAGUGUAGAGAAAAAUAUCGAGGAGUAUAGUUGCGACAUAACUUC